AGGCAUCCUAUCGUGAAGGUGAAAAUUAUAACUGGUGACAUCGCCCCCACAGACACAUAUAUACUCGGCCCUGGCCACCACAGACCAAAUCCGUCACAGGACCAUUUGGCGACCAAUACGUGACACCAUGUGGUCCCCCAUAUUGAUUGUAAUGGCGAUCUUGUUGAUGUUUGGAGUCGAUGCUGCACCUCAGCCCACAGCCGUCACACAAUGUGCUCCAAUGGACGUCGUGUUCCUGCUGGAUAGCUCUAAGAGUGUUAGGGGCCAAGACUUUGACAAACAGCUUAAGUUCGCCAAUGAUAUAGUUGACCGACUAGAUGUUGGGCCGGGACCGAACCAGACCAGGGUCGGUGUCAUCAGUAUUGGUUACACGUACCUGCUUCAGUUCUACCUGCAGACACACAAAACCAGGGAGGAUGUCAAAACGGCUAUUAGUCAUAUCCGACAUCGCUUCUCGUACGAAACCAACACAGGUGCCUCCAUCCGAUUCAUGACACGGUACAUGUUCCGACCAUUCUUUGGCGGCCGACCAGGUGCAACACGAGUCGCCAUUGUCAUAACGGACGGACUGUCCCAGGAUCAAAAGAGUACCAGGUUCGAGGCUCUCCUCGCUAGGAAAAAGGGCAUCAAGAUGUUUGCCAUCGGUGUCGGACUGAAGAAAGAAAGCGAACUUCUCAGCAUUGGUAACUGGCCUACUGACGACUAUGUGUUCAAGGUGGACAGCUUUGAUGCUCUUCCUUCUGUUAUAUUCAAUUUGCCAAAGUCCUCUUGUGAAGUGGCUGCCAUGACAACACAACGUCCAGUACCAACAAAACGAUUCACACUCGCGCCGCUCAUCUUCAACACGUUAAAAUUUGUGCCACCAAAGACACGUGCCCCCAUGACUCCUGCGCUGUCAUCAGACAAACAGACAUACAGAAAUUCUUUAUUUCCUGUUGUUAGAGAUUACAAAUUACGCGGUCAAUAUUUAUCCAAAACAACUACAAAUCCACAAUCUACAAUAGCACCAACAAACCGUGGCCCAUAUCCAGCUGGGUCGACCACAAACCCACCAUCUACACCAGCACCAACAACUCGUGGUUCAGAUUUAACCAAUUCAACCACAAACCCGCCAUCUACACCAGCACCGACAACUCAUGGUUUAGAUUUAACCGAUUCAACCACAAACCCGCCAUCUACACCAGCACCGACAACUCGUGGUUCAGAUUUAACCGAUUCAACCACAAACCCGCCAUCUACACCAUCACCGACAAGUCAUGGUUCAGAUUUAACCGAUUCAACCACAAACCUACCAUCUACACCAGCACCGACAACUCGUGGUUCAGAUUUAACCGAUUCAACCACAAACCCGCCAUCAACACCAGCACCGACAACUCAUGGUUCAGAUUUAACCGAUUCAACCACGAACCCGCCAUCUACACCAGCACCGACAACUCGUGGUUCAAAUUUAACCGAUUCAACCACUAACCCGCCAUCUACACCAGCACCGACAACUCGUAGCGCGUCUUCAUCCGAUUCAACAACAGUUUUUUCUUCAACAAAAUCACCCUCAACCAGUGAUUCGUCCACCAAAUCUUCACAUCAACCACAAGAACCUGUUUCAGACGCACCAUUUUCAGUUGAGCAAGCCCCUGAGGAUUUAUUUGGUAUGUCAGAAUUUAACGAACCAGUAGAGAUCAGCAACGCUCCGACAAAGACGGUGUCUGAGACAAGAGUAAUAAACUACCGGCCUUUUAAGAAGCAAAUUAAGAAACAUUUCAAGAAAAAGCGAAAGGGCAAUGAUGUAUCCAACGUGAUCACUAACAACAAAUACAGACGUGGCCCGGCUCCACGUCAACAAAUGGCUGAACUUCAGUACGACGACACGAUGGAAAACGACAGGAGGAUUUGGUCAAUGAUGAUGGGGUCUCCCUCAGCACUGGACAAUCUCUCCAACAAGCUGUCUCGUGACGUAGCUAUUGCAGACGAGCCGAAACAAUACUGUGGCGGUAAGAAUGCUGACGUGUUCUUUGCCCUUGAUUCCUCAAAUAGCAUCUGGCCAGAGGACUUCAAGAAACAGCUUCAGUUCGUCACCGAUCUCGUUGACACGUUUGACUUCAGGAAUAACAAAACCAGGGUCGGCAUCAUAGUAUAUAGUACAGACAUUCACAUGAAGGUGGCGCUGCAGUCGGGCUGGACAAAGGAGCAGAUCAAGCGACAGAUUAGUAAUAUAGAAUAUGUAAGCGGACUGACCAAUACUUCAGAUGCCAUACGAUUCAUCCGCUCUUAUGGUUUUACUGAGGCAAAUGAAAGGGAAGACACUAUUAAAAUAGCGAUCAUUCUGACUGACGGAAUUUCACGUGACCCCUUAGCAACAAAGCGCGAGUCCGUACUGAGUAGAGAAGAAGGCAUCAAGCUGUUUGCUAUAGGAAUCGGUAAAGACAUCCAAAGGACAGAACUAAAGCGCAUUGCAAACGAUCCAGACGACAAGUAUGUGUUUAACGUCAGCAGCUUUGAUGCACUAGCCUCAAUCAGGAGUAUCGUAGCUGUCAGUGCGUGUGGGGUAGUUCCGGAUCAACCGAGCAAUCUUUUAUACUGCGGUGCCGAUUCCUUAGCUGACGUCAUAUUUGUUUACGACGCUGCUGGCCUUGGUGCCCGCAAGGCACGCUUGCUUACGUCAUUUGUACACGACGUCAAGCGGGGUCUGCAAACCGCCCCGGACGGGUUGAGGAUAGGCCGCAGAUCUGACAACUGUCCCUCCAACAGUAACAUUGACCUGACAACUGACACCAACCUUCGAGCAUUCAAUAGCAUCCAAUUCCCUGGAAUUGAAACGUUACUCGGUCAACUUCGAAUGGUAUUCCCAAAUAGAUUAGAUGCCAAGAACUUAGCCGUUGUAUUUGUAGACGAAAGUACGCAAAACAUUGAGUUGGCAACCAGGGUUUUGAAAGGAGAUGUAAACUUCCAUGUCAUGGUGGUUGCCAUAGGUGACCUGUCGUUAGCCAGACUGGCCAGUGACCUUGCCUCCUUGCCCCACAAUGACUACUUGAUGAACGUUCCCUCGUAUAUGUCACUUGGUGCUUACCGAUACGAGUUCCUCCAGAAGCUCUGCUAUCUCAUCACAAACGAGCCAAUGUAUUUACGAGAUGCUAGAGUCAGGGAAACGCGUAACCUGACCGGGCAGAGUAACUCCAGGAAUGCGUCCUUGUAUGAGAACAACUCCCUGUACGUCGGUACCCGGAUGAAGGUGUUGUGUGACAGAUCCGAGAGGAACGUCAAGAUUGUACUCGUUACUGAAGGUGACCACUCCAACUCGGGUCUUGUCCUGCGAGAUGUCAAACCGGGAAACCAUUCAUUUAUUUUAUCACUGGUUUCUGUGGCUGUCGCUGCACCAGUGUUUACAGAGGAACCGACUGACGUUGUAAAAUUUUGUCACGGGAAGCCUGCCGACAUUUUCUUCCUGCUGGACAGUUCCUCGAGUAUAUGGAUAGUAAACUACCGUAAACAGCUCCAGUUCCUACAAGACAUCGUCGCCACCUUUCCCAUCUCCCGGACGGGCACCAGGAUCGGAGUCGGUAUCUUUUCGCACCUGUACAAGACGGAAAUUUCCUUCAAUGAUUUUGAUAACGUGGAAGAUCUCCAGAAUAGAAUAAAGAAGAUUCCUCACAUCAUGGGAACUACUCACACUGGGCGAGCUCUAGGGCAUGUUCGCAAAGAGUUUGCAAGGGAGGCGAGGCCGGGCGUAGCACACAUUGCUGUAGUCUUAACCGACGGGGUUUCAAGGAACAAGCGCUCGACAAUAAAGCAGGCACAGCUCUUGAAGGACCAGGGGGUUAACGUGUUUGCCAUAGGGAUCGGUAAGGGGCCCAACAUGAAUGAACUGGAAGCCAUCGGCAGUGAACCUAGCAAUGAGUUCGUCUACAAGAUCGCUGGUUUCAACGUCCUGAACUUCAUCAAGGACAAACUGGCCUUGAAAGUCUGCAGAGUUCCCAAAUAUCAAGCGUAUUGUAGCGCGGAAAUGGAAACCGAUGUGAUGUUCGCCUUUGACUCUGCCUCCAUGGGAACAAAGAACGUGCGACAUGCGCAGAACUUCAUUAGUGACGUUGUCGGGAAAUUCGGAAACAUGGCUGAAGGAAUGAUCAGGGCAGGAAUGUUGUCUGGAUUUUGUGAAAGCAAUCGAAUUAAUCUUAACCAGUAUGACAAUAAGGAGACGAUUUCCAGCGCUGUCCGAAACACCGAGGUCAGAGGUCUAGACUACAUCGUAGAGGAACUCCAUCGCCAUAGCUACAACGUCUCCAGAGGAGGACGGGAAAACUCGAGGAAAAUGUCUGUUAUUUUUGUGGACGAAACUGUCGAGAAAUUUGACCAGAUUAUUGUUCAGUCGGAGAUUGCAAAAGCCAAAGGUAUCAAGGUGUAUGUUGUUGGUGUGGGUGACGUGGACGAGGCAAUCCUGAGUACUAUCUGUUCCAGUCCCCCUGAGAACCACAUGGUGCGUGCAUCGUCCUACGACGCUCUGGAUUCAAUAGCAGAGGAAUACUCCGAACUGUUUUGUCAAGAAAUGUCCGUUUUACCUGACUAUGAAUAGACCGAGGAAAACGAACGCCAAGGAGAGUAAGAAACUCAUCUAAUCGAACUGACCUCAGUCAUAAGGACUUCACCACUGGACGUUACGGUACAAUGAAAAUUUUACAUCAGCUAUUUCUAUUCCAUCACUGAGCUUGGGAAAACAGUGCUGUGUACUGCACUAUUAGGAACAUCAGUGUUUUAUUUGUGCAAGGAAAUCUGCGCCAUACUUUGUUAGACGACGGAUGAUUAUCUAUCCUGAUAUAAAACCAACACUCACUUUAAUUUAGUCAGUGAACAUCAACCAUCGUGCUAUCUUAUAUGAAUUUUAUAAAAAUUCUGAAAUGAUUUAUAUUGAAGUAUAAAGUAUUUACACUGAUACAGCGUAUCAGCCAUAUAACGGACUGGAGACGGACACUAGACAAAAAUACCUGAAAGGUAUGAUCAUUGAAUGAAUGUCGUAUUAAUCAUUCAUAAUGUAAAAAAAAACAGAUAUUUGAAACACAAUGCCUAUCUGAUAUAUCAUUUGUCAGGCAUUUAAUGCGGAGACGUAUAAUUUAUUUCCACAAUUUUAUUUUACAACCAAUGCAACAGAUAUUAUUUUAUUGUUGAAAAAUUAUACUUUUUUGUACAUUAACUUGUUAAAAUAUACACUUGUUAUUU
Mizuhopecten yessoensis (Yesso scallop) is the source of this 5205-nucleotide messenger RNA. RefSeq lists its product as uncharacterized. NCBI's taxonomy places the organism in Eukaryota, Metazoa, Mollusca, Bivalvia, Pectinida, Pectinidae. The transcript is spliced from 13 exons. Bases 128 to 4564 code for a protein of 1478 amino acids. The record is from RefSeq and is a predicted model, not a curated record.